Molecule: messenger RNA, 3983 nt
Organism: Bombus impatiens (common eastern bumble bee)
Lineage: Eukaryota; Metazoa; Arthropoda; Insecta; Hymenoptera; Apidae
Gene: Pka-C1
Product: cAMP-dependent protein kinase catalytic subunit 1
Exons: 1
Coding region: 1125-2186 (353 amino acids)
Biological process (GO): peptidyl-serine phosphorylation
Cellular component (GO): nucleus; cAMP-dependent protein kinase complex
Molecular function (GO): ATP binding; cAMP-dependent protein kinase activity
Source: RefSeq, a predicted model, not a curated record
CUUCGUAGAGCGAUACUUCGUCAUUUUCGCAUCCGUGCGAAAUCCCGAACGAACAAGCGGAGCGAGCCGCGUCGCCAUCUUUAGGAACGGUACCGACUAUCUCCGCUAUCGCCGCCUGCUUCGCUUUAAGAGCUUAAAAUCAGUCCGCGACUAUAGUAAAAGAAUUCGUGUGUUUAGUGCGAUAGCGCGUACUUUGUUUUCUAUCGCGAGAAGAUGCGAUACACGUUUGUUCGCGAUGUUCAUUUAAUACGUCCGAGUCAAAGUUUGUGGUGUGCGUGUCGCGUAAGUUGAGCAGACGACGUUUCGCAAGCGUUCCGAGGGUUGAGAGCGAUCGAAACCGACGUCAUUCUCUAGUUCCGUUCGACCCUUGUUUCAAACUGUCGUUCCGGAGUUGCGAUUUAGCCACUCGGUACUAUUACUGUGAGAACCGACUAGUGUUUAGUGUUUUGAUUUGUCGAACCAGUGGAACGAACACGUCAAAGAAAGUUGCUGCGGUGUACGAGAGUACAGCGACAAGUUAAGGCAGAAAUAAAGAGAGAAGGAUAAGAAAGGAAAGACUGAGACAGCUCUAGUAGACGACGACAACGACGGGCUAGUACAAUUGACAGGAAAGAUGGCGCAAGGUGCGGACGAGGAUUAAUGCUGACCCAUUUUUCCGCGCGAAAUCGCUCGGUCUCACUUUGUCGUACAAUUAAGGGACCACGAAGGUUCGUACCGAGUGCGAGAAGUCGUACGGUUGUUAUUAAGUGAAUCGAAUACUGGCGAAAAAAGGGAAGGAUAGUCCGCCAUCGGUAGGAGUGUAUCCAUCGUGCAGUGCGCGCGUGUGCCCUGUUCUUGCGUAAGUGUGAGUGCUCUCUCGGACGUUUAUAGGUCUUGUAGGGCCAGCAUUGACAAGUAUAGGAUAGAAACAUUGCGAAUCGUUGGUGACGAUAGGAGAGAGUACGGAUAGUGGAGGAAAGUAGUAGAAGGUAGCAACAAUUUUGAAGAGAGUGGAGAUUGGCAGGGCCGUGGUAGGCUCGACUACGGAAGAGGGCAAACGAAAACGAAAACGAAGACGCGGUCUUCUGGAACUUCUUGAGCUGUGUAGAGCCCUGGCAGGCUCGUGUACGAGCGCGGCUGCUAAGAUGGGCAACAAUGCCGCGACUGCAAACAAAAAGGUUGACGCUGCCGAGAGCGUCAAGGAGUUUCUUGACAAGGCAAAGAAAGAGUUCGAGGACAAAUGGAAAAGAAACCCUACAAAUACUGCUGCCCUUGACGACUUUGAACGAAUCAAGACACUGGGCACCGGCUCGUUCGGCCGUGUCAUGAUAGUGCAACACAAGCCGACCGGAGAGUAUUAUGCCAUGAAAAUACUCGACAAGCAGAAGGUCGUGAAACUUAAGCAAGUUGAACACACGCUUAACGAAAAGAGGAUACUGCAGGCGAUUAGCUUCCCGUUCCUGGUUUCAUUACGGUUUCACUUCAAGGAUAACUCUUAUCUUUACAUGGUCCUCGAAUAUGUCCCAGGAGGGGAGAUGUUUAGCCAUCUACGAAAGGUUGGUCGCUUCUCGGAACCACACUCGCGCUUUUACGCGGCACAAAUCGUAUUAGCGUUCGAGUACCUUCACUACCUCGACUUAAUCUAUAGGGACCUCAAGCCGGAGAAUCUGUUAAUCGAUUCACAGGGCUAUUUGAAAGUCACGGAUUUCGGCUUUGCCAAAAGGGUACAGGGUAGAACAUGGACCUUAUGUGGCACGCCGGAAUAUCUCGCGCCUGAAAUAAUUCUCAGCAAAGGAUACAACAAAGCUGUAGACUGGUGGGCGCUCGGUGUCCUCGUCUACGAGAUGGCUGCCGGUUAUCCACCAUUUUUCGCUGAUCAACCAAUUCAAAUCUACGAGAAAAUCGUGAGCGGAAAGCCACGAUUUCCCUCGCACUUUGGAUCCGAUCUGAAAGACUUACUACGUAAUUUGCUGCAAGUCGAUCUAACCAAGAGGUACGGUAAUCUGAAGGCCGGUGUAAACGAUAUCAAGGGUCACAAGUGGUUCGCCAGUACCGAUUGGAUAGCUGUCUUCCAAAAGAAAAUCGAGGCCCCGUUCAUACCAAAAUGCAAAGGGCCGGGAGACACAAGCAAUUUCGAUGACUACGAGGAGGAGACGCUGAGGAUUUCGUUGACGGAGAAGUGUGCCAAGGAAUUCGCCGAAUUUUGAAUUCCCACAUUGAUUCAAGAUGGUCACACGUAUCGCGUAUACAUUCAUACGCGAUGGUUCGUCGCUCGCUGCUCGCUUUUCUUCGGGCGAGGGAUAUAGAUGAAGUAAGAGAGCGGGAGGAUGGGAGCGAGUAGUGUAAACGAGAGAAUGUAUUACAUGUAUGCAAGAUAGAAAGAAAGCGUAUACAGGUGUGUGCGUGCGCGUGUAUGAUUCUGUGCGUUUGCGGGCACGCUCGAUGCAAUAGUUUUAUAGAGGAAGGAAGGUGGCUUAGAAGAGUCGAGAAAGGGAAAGAAAACUAAGGAAGACGAGCACGUAAGAAGCAGAUGGCAGAUUUUGCGCUUUAUUUUGUGAUUGUGGACUUCUGAGAAGAGCGGAAAUGGAAAGAGUAUACGAAGGAAACACGGUAAUCGACGUCGUUGAACGUAUUGAGAUUGACAGAAAUAAAAGAGAUAUAAUAUAUUGGAAAAAAUUACGAUAUAUUGCAUACACAGAUAUCAUAUAUAAACACACAUACACAUACGCGUACGCGUGUGCUCACACUCAUAGUCACUGUCACCACUACGACUUUUUACAAGAGAAACAUCUUUUUUUUCAGCCAAGUAACUGACAUUAUUGACGUAUGAGAAUGACGAUAUAUAUAUAUAUAUUUAUUUAUUUAUUAUAUAUAAAUAUAUAUAUAUAUAUAUUUACACGUAUAUGUGUGUGUUCCCUAAGAUGGCUUUAUUAUCCGGUUUAUUAGAGGCGGCGUGUGUAAAGAUUGCUCUCGAUAAGUACUAUUAAUAUCGGAAAACGUGGUUUUACCGGAAUUAUUUUGUACAUACAUCUAGUGUCCCCGUAAUCUUUAUGAAUGUUCCCCGACCCCCUUUUACACCACGCCCCUCUACUCCAUCGUCCUGCCUCUUUUAGCACAUACAAAGUUUAUAAAAAAGGGACUUGACGGGAGAAAAUGGAUAUAAAAUACACCAACAAUUAAUUGUCAUGUCGUGCAUUGUUGUCUAUCUGUCUACGAGCAUUUUUCUCUUCAUUCUCGUUGGGAGAAAAGUUUUUGCCACGAUACGAACCGUAUUUAUAAUAGCUAGUCGUCACACGAUUAUUUUGCUGAAGUAAUAUUUAUAUGACUCGUUUUUCAUCGAUCGAGAAGGGCGAGAACGAGAGGGUGGGAGAACAGGGGGGAAAGAGAGAGAGAGAGAGAGAAAGGUAGACCUUUAUUAUAGCAUAUUAUGAAUCUUAUUAAAAGAGAAAAAAUGAAAAAAAUACUCGUUAUAUACUGGCUACAGAUGCUCGUUGUUGAAUUAUAUUGUACCUUGCAUAAAUGAUACAGGAAAAAUAGGAACGAAGAGACGAAAGGGAGAGAGAGAGAGAGAGAGAAAGAAAGAAAGAAAGAAAGAGAGAGAGAGAGAGAGAGAGAGAAAGAGCGAGAAAAUGAGAGUAUUUGUGAAAAUGCGAUCGACGGGAGUACGAGCAAAAUAAGGAUUCAUUUUUGGAACGUUUUUAAUAGAGGACCACCGGCGUUCGUACAUAGAUACGUUAUAAGAGUAUUCGUAUAUAAUUAUAUCGCCUUAAGUUGCUGUAUGCAAAAAAAGCAACGUUAUCUUUUAUAUAGAGCUGCACUUUUAGUACGAAAUGUAAACGUAUGGACAAUCCUGUAUUUGUGCAAGAGGAAAGAGAAACGAACGAUGCACACGCGCGAAAUGGCCAAAGGAAAUUGCGCGUGUACGUGCACGUGGAGUGAAAAUUUCAUUUAACGGGAUACAAAAGCGUGUUAAAACAUGAUCGCGAGAAGACUGUCCAAAAAAA